Molecule: messenger RNA, 1309 nt
Organism: Paramecium pentaurelia
Lineage: Eukaryota; Ciliophora; Oligohymenophorea; Peniculida; Parameciidae
Source: the annotation of a GenBank genome assembly
AUGUUACAAUAGCAAAUUUAAGAUUAAAAUGAAAUUAACUCUUCAUUUAAUUUGAUUCCAAGAAGUUCUUAUAAACCAUUAAAUCCAAAAGUAAAAGUUUUUUAUUAUUAUGUUGCUCCUGGAAAUAAUAGCAAACUUAUUAUUUCAGCAAUGCAAAAAAGAAAAAAUUGGUAAGAAUCAGAAAAUUAUUUAUUUCAUUUUCAAUGGAAUAUGAAUGACAAGAACUUCCAAUAUUGCUCUCUCAAUUAAUCAUAAAUUUAAAUUGUUAAUCAUUUACCUAAUCAUAGAGAACUUACUUUGAAAUGCAAUUUAAUUAGAAAUUUAAAAUAAUUUUGCUAAACUAACAAGAAAUAUGUAUGGGAUAUCACUCCAUUAUCUUUUAUUGUUGAAUUUAAUGCACAAGAAAAUAAUCUUAAUAAAGUUCUUAAAGAAUUCACACUUGCAUAUGAAUAAUUCUAACCUUUAAGUUCCAUGAAAACUCAAUUUAAUUACUUUACCAAACAUAAUAGUUAGUAUUUCCUUCCUAAAAUGCAUCAUAGUUUCUUAGAUGAAGAAAAUAAUUAUAUUUGGGUAAUUAAUUCAUUUAAUUAUUAAGAUAUUGAAACCAAAUGAAUUCAAUAGAGGAAGAGGUAUCCAAUUUUUUAGAACCAUUGAAGAACUUAAGAGCUUAUUAAAAAAUUUUAAUAAAGGAAGUUCUGAAUAUCAAUUUAGUUAAGGCAAAAUUAAAUCAUCAUCUUUCGUGAUAUAAAAGUACAUUUAAAGACCAUUAUUAUUAGAUGGAAGAAAAUUUGAUAUAAGAGUUUGGGUUUUAGUAACUUAUACAUUUGAUAUAUUUAUUUUUAAUCAAGGUUAUGCAAGAUUAUCAUCAGAUAUGUUUGAUUUAAAUAACUUAGAUGCAUUUAUUCAUUUAACAAAUAAUGCAGUUUAAAAGUAUUCUAAAAAUUAUGGAUUUUUUGAAUUAGGAAACUAGAUGUCAUAUUCAGAAUUGAAUUAUUAUACAAAUGGAGAAUUUACUAAAACAGUUUUGCCAAAAAUUAAAUCUAUUAUUGUCCUUACUUGGAUGGCUGUACAAAAUACAUUUAAGAAAUGUAAAUAUUCAUUUGAGAUCUUUGGAUAUGACUUUAUGUUAGAUGAAUAAUUAAAGCCAUGGUUAAUUGAAAUUAACACUAAUCCAUGUCUUGAAGAAUCAUCACCAUUAUUAAAAGAAUUAAUACCAAAAAUGAUAAAUGAUGCAUUUAAAAUAGUAAUUGAUCCUUUAUUUACUAAAAUCAAUGAACCUACAGAUUGGGAGCAUCUCUUACAAUUAUGA